Pimephales promelas (fathead minnow) is the source of this 942-nucleotide messenger RNA. The record is from RefSeq and is a predicted model, not a curated record. NCBI's taxonomy places the organism in Eukaryota, Metazoa, Chordata, Actinopteri, Cypriniformes, Leuciscidae.
GGUGAAAUAAUGGCGUAUUUUGAACAGCCGCAGGUUUCUCGGAUUGCCUUGGUUUGGAUUUAAACUUCAUGUUCCGAUGAGUUUUGAAAAUUCUGCACACGGUAAACAUCAGAAUAUCCUAGUCAUAGAUGCAGAGGGCUGGACGGCCAAUCAUCCUCGUCCAGAGGACAUCAUGGCGAAGUGGAGGCCGCUCAGCAGAGCACAGGCGGAGAGUGACCCGUGCAUCAUCAAGGGGGUGACCAGGCAGAAAUGGUCGGGUCUGGCUGUGAAGGCCUUUGGGGAGCAGAAAGGCGUUGUUGCAACCAAGGCCUUCGGGAAGGGCUCCAUCCUGUGUGAUUUCCACGGAAAGGUGAUCACAGGUGCUGAGGGCAGGGAGAUGGCAGAGACGCAGGACCAGCUGGGAAACCUGUUUUUCUUCAAACAUGGCCCUGACGAAAUCUGCAUCGAUGCGGAGACUUUCCCCUGUGAGUGCCACCCGUCUCUGGAAACCAUCGGGAGAUGGAUUACACACUCAAAGAAGAAGUGCAACGUGCAGCCAUGCCACUGCAUAGAGAAGCUUCAGGGGGGAGACAGGCAUGUCCUGCUCUUUCAGGCCACCACGGACAUUAAGAAAGAUGAUAAGAUCUGCUUCGACCACGGCAUCAAGAAGAGGACUUUUCGUGGGGAGGAAGAGGAGCUGGAGUGGCUGAACAUUUGAUUCUUUACAAUUUGUGUCACAUUUUAUGACACAAGACUAUGAACUAUCAAUGUUUUGUUUUUCAACUGUGAGCUCGCGAAUGAACUAUAGAUGUUUGGACAAAAUUGGGAGCUUGCGUAUGGACUUGAUGUUCAUGUAAAAGGAGCCUCAGUAGCGUCUAAACAUUGUAGUUUCAUGUAAAAGGAGCCUCAGUGUGACCAAUGAAAUAAUUGACCUUGAUCUACGUCCUGGAGCUGGAGUGGUUG